This is a messenger RNA of Geosmithia morbida, 14898 nucleotides long. Its product is annotated as midasin. The record is from RefSeq and is a predicted model, not a curated record. Gene Ontology annotation, cellular component: preribosome, large subunit precursor; nucleus. The transcript has a single exon. Gene Ontology annotation, biological process: ribosomal large subunit assembly; rRNA processing. Bases 1 to 14898 code for a protein of 4965 amino acids. Lineage: Eukaryota; Fungi; Ascomycota; Sordariomycetes; Hypocreales; Bionectriaceae. Gene Ontology annotation, molecular function: ATP hydrolysis activity; ATP binding.
AUGGCGGCGAUGGACGUCUCAAGGCAAAGGAGAUCGCUCCUUGGUGAUGCGAUCGUUCUGAACCAACUGCCGGCUGAACUACGUCAACUCAUAGAGGACACUACUGCCACCAAAAUCCUCGACGCCGUCUCAGAUGCCGCUCUCAUCCCGAUACUUACAGAACGCAUUUUUAUUCAUUUUGAAGCCGCCUUUCCCGACAUUUGUGCCCGUUGGAUCCUCAACUCGGGUAGCAGCUCUCGAGUACUCAGCGCCACAUCAGCAUUGGCCAGGCUAUUACCUUUUGCUCCGUAUCUGUCGGCUUUUCUCGAGCAACCUGCCGUCGACUCUGCUGCCUUGGGUCAAGCCCCUCAUCUUCACAUUCCUCUUCCACACCUAGAUGCUGUCCUGCGGGAGGUGGAUGGGAGACAUCUUCUUGAACACCUCAUCACAUUAUGGAGACUCAUCAGCUUCGAUUUUGCGAGAUUCAGCCCACAUAUCUCACCCGCCCUCAUCCAGAACCUCUUCGCCCACGACGACAGGCCUGUGCGGUACGUCGCUAUUAGAAUCUUUUGCCUCCUUCUUCAUGCCUCCGACUAUAAGCUGGAGGCUCUCAUUAAUGAGCACGUUGGAAGGAAUGAUGCUGCCAUUGGAGAUUUGGACGGCGUCUCGGUCGACUACGGCUUCCUGUCCCUGCAUGAAAAUGCGCGUGUCAAGAAGGCCGUCGCCCUCCGCGAGCAGCUCAAGGCUACUGCUAUCGACGAGGAAGAAACUCCCGUUAUGCAGACCCUCACGCCUUAUUCUGUACCAUAUGGAAGCGUUCUACUCCCGCGACCUUACGGACCGACUGGUAACCCAUCCAAUCUAGUCCGGACCGCCACCACAUCCAGGAACCUCGAGAAUCUGGCCACUCUUCUGCGAGACAACGAUCCAAUCCUGCUUCAUGGACUUUCGGGAUCCGGAAAGACGUCGUUGGUCCACGAGGUUGCCCAGCAGCUGGGAAUGUAUUCCAACAUGGUCACACUGCACUUGAACGAGCAGACCGAUGCUAAAAUGCUUGUCGGCCUGUAUUCGACGGACACAAAGCCUGGAAGCUUCCAAUGGAGACCAGGUGUGUUGACAACCGCUGUCAAAGAGGGUCGAUGGGUCUUGGUAGAGGACCUCGAUAGGGCUCCUACAGAAGUAUUGAGCACUUUGCUGCCCUUGAUUGAGCGCAGGGAGCUCCUCAUUCCCAGUCGAGGGGAGCGCAUCCAAGCUGCGAGUACCUUCAGGCUCUUCGCCACACUGCGGAACUCUAGGGGCAUGAAUGGGCGCGAAAAUCUUCCCAGUAUCGUGGGAAUGCGAUUCUGGCAAUCGAUGCACGCUGAGCCAUUGGCCGAGCAGGAGCUGGAGGAGGUCAUUCUCAACACGUAUCCAAUUCUUCGCAAGUUUGUACCUGGUAUUCUCGCAGUUUAUGGACGUCUUUCCAGGCUCGGCCGCGACCCCACGUCACCCUCCGCGAGCCGCAGUCUUGUUGACCGCCAGAUUAACCUCCGAGACCUCUUGAAGUGGUGCCGGCGCCUGCGGGAGUGUCUCUCUAACGCGGGGUCGACCAUCGGAGACGAGCCUAUCACCGAGACGACCCGUGACUGGAUGUUUAUGGAAGCUCUCGACUGCUUCGUCGGAAGCUCACCUAACGCCGAGUCGAGCAGGAAACUGGUUUAUGCCAUUGCCGAGGAGAUGCACCUAGCUCCUGAACGCGCCGACCAUUAUCUCAACACUUACACUCCGCUACUCGACGAGAAUGAUUCGCGAUUUGACAUUGGACGAGUGAAACUACGAAAGCAAAAGUUGACGAGUCGUAUGCAGCGAUCGAAACGACCUUUUGCAAGCACAGCCCAUGCCAAGAAGCUGCUUGAACAAAUUUCUCAAGCUGUCAAGCUCAGCGAGCCGGUCCUUCUCGUCGGUGAGACAGGUAUCGGGAAGACUACCGUUGUUCAACAGCUGGCCGACUCUCUGGGCCAUAAACUUGUGGCAGUGAAUUUGUCUCAACAGAGUGAGGUGAGCGAUCUGCUUGGUGGCUUCAAGCCAGUCAACGUGCGAUCCCUCGCCGUACCCCUUAAAGAAGAAUUUGAGGACCUCUUUGCUGCUACGGGUAUCUCUGUCUCCAAGAACCAGAAAUACUUCGAGCAGGUCGGAAAGUGUUUUGCUAAGGGCCAGUGGUCCAAGGUUUCCAAGCUCUGGAAGGAAGCUCCCAAGAUGUUCCUCAAGAUUGUCAGUCAACUAGAGCAAGCGGAGUCGCAGUUGCAUGAUGAUACGAAAGAAGGGGACGAACAGCCCGCCAAACGUCGGAAAACCCAAUCCAAGCACCAGGCACUGCUGGAUCUGCGCCCAAGGUGGGACUCGUUUUCCAAAAAACUCGAGCAAUUCGAUGUCCAGAUCUCUGGCGGCGGAAACACCUUCGCCUUCACAUUUAUGGAAGGCAACCUCGUCAAGGCAGUGCGCAAUGGAGAUUGGGUGUUACUGGACGAGAUCAACCUGGCCUCUCCUGACACCCUCGAAAGCAUCGCAGAUCUGUUGACUGGUCCCGCCGAGCGCCCCUCCAUCCUCCUUUCAGAGACUGGCGAGAUUGAGAAGAUUGUCGCUCACCCCAAUUUCCGCAUAUUUGGUGCCAUGAACCCUGCCACGGAUGUCGGCAAGCGCGACCUCCCCACUGGCAUUAGGUCCAGGUUUACUGAGCUCUAUGUCCACAGCCCUGACACGGAUCUCAAGGACCUGCUGACCAUCGUCCGGACAUACUUGGGAACCAGCAGCAGCAAGCAUGACCAGGCAGCAGAUGACAUUGCACGCCUCUACCUCAAUACCAAGCGCAUGGCAGAGGCCAAGAGGCUUGUCGAUGGUGCUAACGAGGUGCCACAUUUCAGUCUCCGUACGUUGACGCGCGUUUUGAGCUACGUCAACAGCAUCGGCCCCCUCUACGGUCUUCGACGAGCUCUCUACGAAGGUUUCUCCAUGGGAUUCCUCACUCUUCUCGAUCGGGACUCGGAAAAGAUGUUGCUUCCCAUCAUCCAUCAUCAUCUUUUCGACAAGCAGGCAAAUGCACAGUCUCUCCUUUCGCAGGCGCCCAAGCAUCCCGAUGAUGGGAAGCCGUAUGUCAAAUUCAAGAACAAGAACCGAGACCGGCAGUACUGGCUGUUCCAGGGCAACGAGCCUGUCGUGGAGAGGGAUGACUACAUCAUCACCCCCUACGUUGAGCGCAAUCUACUCAACCUUGUACGAGCAACGUCGACACGGCGUUUCCCCAUCCUAAUCCAAGGCCCGACAUCUGCGGGAAAGACGAGUAUGAUCGAGUAUCUCGCCAAUUUCACCGGAAACAAGUUCGUCCGUAUCAACAACCACGAGCACACUGAUUUACAAGAAUACCUCGGAACAUAUGUCUCCGGUGCAGACGGCAAACUGCGUUUUCAAGAGGGUCUUCUGGUUCAGGCAAUGAGGCAAGGCCACUGGAUCGUCCUGGAUGAACUCAACCUUGCGCCUACAGACGUUCUUGAGGCUCUGAACCGUCUUUUGGAUGACAACCGAGAGCUUCUCAUUCCCGAGACCCAGGAAAUCGUCAGGCCUCACGAAAACUUCAUCCUCUUCUCCACCCAGAACCCUCCUGGUCUCUACGGUGGCCGAAAGGUACUCUCUCGCGCAUUCCGCAAUCGUUUCUUGGAGCUCCACUUCGAUGAUAUCCCCGAGGACGAACUGGAAUUCAUCCUUCAGCAACGCAGCCGGAACACCUCCCCACCGGACUGCCGUCGUAUUGUUACGGUUUACAAGGAGCUGUCCAGGCUGCGCCAGACAAGCCGACUUUUCGAGCAGAAGGACAGUUUCGCAACUCUGCGCGACUUGUUCCGCUGGGCAUUGCGAAAGGCAGAGACCCGCGAAGAGAUCGCUGCUCACGGAUUCAUGUUGUUAGCCGAGAGAGUGCGCAAUGAGGAAGAGCGUCUGGCAGUCAGAGACAUCAUUCAAAAGGUCUUCAAGGUCAAUAUUGACCCCCAGGAGCUGUACUCAGCCGAGAACGCCCCUGAAUUGAUGGGCUUGAGACGCAAAGGGAAUUCUCAGGGUGUUGUGUGGACACAUGCCAUGCGCCGUCUCUAUGUCCUCGUUUCCAGGGCCAUGUGCAAUAACGAGCCUGUUCUCCUUGUCGGCGAAACUGGCUGCGGAAAGACGACGGUCUGCCAGUUGCUUGCCGAGGCUCUCGGGAAGCAGCUUCACAUAGUCAACGCGCAUCAGAACACCGAGACGGGAGAUCUUAUCGGUUCCCAACGGCCCGUUCGUAACCGUGGGGCCAUACUCGACUCUCUGAAUGCAGACCUCAAAAUGGCAUUGGAUGAUGCUGGGGUCUCGUAUGAAGGAUCUAUAGAGGACAAGCUCGCUAAGUACAAGUCACUCGACAAGGAAGCGCUCUCUUCGAUCUCCGCAGACAUCCGUGAGCGCAUAGCCUUGAACGAGACCCGGAGUAAGGCAUUGUUUGAGUGGUCGGAUGGUGCUCUUGUGGAAGCCAUGAAGGACGGCCACUUUUUUCUUCUCGAUGAGAUCUCUCUUGCCGACGACUCUGUUCUGGAGAGACUCAACUCCGUACUUGAGCCCCAGAGGACUCUCCUUCUGGCAGAGAAGGGAAUCGACGACUCGUUUGUCCGAGCGACCGACGGCUUUCAGAUGUUUGCCACCAUGAAUCCCGGCGGCGACUUUGGCAAGAAAGAGCUUUCCCCCGCUCUGCGGAACCGUUUUACGGAGAUAUGGGUUCCAGCCCUGUCUGCUGACGAAGACAUCUACGACAUCAUUCAAACCAAGCUGACCAAGGACUGCAAAGAUCUUGCUGAUGUCAUUGUCCAGUUCGCUACCUGGUUUGGCGAGACGUUCAGGUCCUCCUCCUCGACGCGCUUCUCCAUCCGUGAAAUUCUGGUUUGGGUCGAGUUCAUCAAUGCCUUCCACUCCAAGAAUCGCAUGGCUGCUCUGGUACACGGAGCGGCCACCAUCUUCAUUGACAGUAUUGGCGCAAACCCCUCCGCCAUCCUCGCCAUCGACGGAGAGUCAAUCGCCCAACAGAGGACUAAGUGUCUCCAGAAGCUGAGUCAGCUUGCUGGUCACGACGUGUCUGAGAUAUACCAGAUGGAGCCGCAGCUUUCGAUGGACGAUACCUCGAUAUCGAUAGGCGACUUCAGCAUCCCCAAAGCGGCGUCUGGGUCGGCCGAACCCGGGUUCGCUUUCCACGCCCCCACGACAAGGCUCAACGGAAUGAGGGUGCUUCGUGCGCUCCAGAUGCGGAAGCCCAUUUUGCUGGAGGGUAGUCCUGGUGUCGGAAAGACCACCUUGGUUGCUGCCCUUUCGCGUGCAUGCGGUCAGCCCCUGACAAGAAUCAACCUUUCGGACCAGACUGAUCUCAUGGACCUUUUCGGAACUGAUGUACCCGUGGAAGGUGCGGAGGCGGGCAAUUUUGCCUGGCGCGAUGCGCCUUUCUUGCAGGCCAUGCAAAAGGGAGAGUGGGUACUCUUGGACGAGAUGAACCUGGCUUCGCAGUCGGUCCUUGAAGGUCUCAACGCCUGCUUGGAUCAUCGGGGAGAGGUGUACAUUUCUGAGCUGGAUCAAGUCUUCAAGCGCCAUCCCGACUUCCGCCUUUUUGCUGCUCAGAACCCUCAUCACCAGGGAGGCGGCCGCAAAGGUCUUCCCAGCUCUUUCGUCAACCGUUUCGUCGUCGUCUAUGCCGACGUCUUCACCGGCGAAGACCUCCAGCUCAUCGCUGCGCAUAACUUUCCUGAUAUGCCGGCUCAAUCUAUUACGCAAAUGAUCCAGUUCAUCUCCCGCAUUGAGCAUGAUCUGGCCACUGACAAGUCAUUCGGCUCCCAGGGUGGACCGUGGGAGUUCAACCUUCGUGAUGUGCUGCGAUGGCUGCAUCUAUUGAAUUCCCAGGAGGAUCUUCUCCAGGCUGCACGCAUGGAUGAUUUCUUGGACCUCGUCGUCAGGCAGCGCUUCCGGACACAGAAGGACCGUGAUCAAGUCAGCCGACUUUUCACUGAAACGACAGGGGUUGAGCCUCGUGUCCGCAGCCUUUACCACAACAUCAGCGCUCUGUUUGGCCAGGUCGGCCUAGCUCUCCUGAACAGGAAUAUCGACCUCCAGCCUGAGAGGCUUCCCAGCAUAGAUACGAAGCCCCGCCUCCCUGAGCUGGAGACGCUGAUGAUCUGCGUCAAGAAGAACAUUCCCUGUAUCCUCAGCAGCCCGUCAGGAUACGGAAAAUCAUCUCUUUUGGAGCAUGUUGCCGCACUGUCGGGAAAGCCUCUUGUCGUGUUCCCGAUGAACGCUGACAUCGACACCAUGGACCUUGUUGGUGGCUUUGAGCAGGCAGAUCCCCUGCGGCAAGUCAAUGCCACCUUUGUGGACCUGCGCGAGAGCCUUCAGAAGUCAAUCAUGUCCAUUAUGCCCGGCCAAGUCCCAGUGGAAGCUCUGCAGCUGUUCCAUACGCUCGAGCGUUUCGGAGGCAGCAUGGACAGUAUCGACAUUAUCAGAUCAUCCAUCGACGCGCUUUACCAGACAAUCCCACAUAAUUCCGAAGUAGGAAGAAUCCUGACAUCGGCCCUCGAACUUCUCAAUGGGCCACUCACUUUGGCUAACCCCCGGUUCGAGUGGUUGGACGGUGUGAUUGUCAAGGCGCUCCAGACCGGUCAAUGGCUUGUUCUGGACAACGCAAACAUGUGCAAUGCCUCAGUUCUCGAUAGGCUCAACUCACUUCUAGAACCUAAUGGCUCCCUAAGUAUCAAUGAGCACUGCGAGCCUGGAGGCGAGCCAAGGGUUAUCAGACCUCAUCCAGACUUCAGAAUCUUCCUGACCGUCGACCCCCGAUACGGCGAGCUUUCUCGGGCUAUGCGAAACCGUGCUGUUGAGAUUUACAUCCACAUUUCCCCUCCGGCUAUUGAUCCCUGCUACAACCGCAUUGCCCAGAUUGAGAGCGCACUGCAGAGGUUCGCGACCAUCGAGAAGGCCGUUGACUCCGCCCCGUCAACAGUCUCCCGGAGUGACAUUACCGUUGUCUCCAGCGAUGUUCUGACCUUUGACGACUUUGGCUUCCUCGAGCGUUACGCAAGUGAUUCCAGGAAGCGACAGCCGGACACUAUCGAGUUCCACGAACGCCUCGAUGAGCUUCUCGAGUUCUCGCGGUCCACGGUUGGCAGCGGCAGCAUGGAUGCCACAGCCGACAUUUAUUCUCAGCUCGCCAGUUACUCGUCGCCAGGCCUAUGGCACACUCAGCCGAUCCACACUAUGACCAACAUCAUUGCGACACGCUUGAUUCCCAACAAUGAGGAGGCACAAUGGCUUGGAAUACGUUACGAGUUCAGCCGGGAUCUUAACCGACUGCACAAUCUCAUUGAAGGAUACCGGAGAAAGGCCCAAGGCGGGAAAAUUGCUUCUCUCAGUCGCCUGGAGAGGUCGCUCAUGAAGGACCGUGUGGCAGCUGUGUCGAAGGACACCACAGUCAACCUGGCACCCUUCCUUUUCUUUGUCUCCUCUGUCAUGAUGGAGUAUCUGCGUAAUGGUCAUUCAUCUGCCGUGUCUUGGAAGGAUGCCUGCCGUUUGCUACGCCUGGUGAACCGCUACGUUGAGAGGACAAUUUUCCUCAGCACCGGAGGUCCCUUUGAUGACGCCAAGUUCCAGGCCCAUCUGGCCCAUGGUACAGACAUCCUCCAGGAAAGACUUCAACUUCUCCCGGGGGAGUCUGAGAAGGCUUUCAUCACAAGCAUCUUGGACCAGUUGAAACAUGAUUUCACCGCUGGAUUCAGGCUGUCCACAGGUCUCAGCAUGGAACUCCUCUGGAGGACAUUGAGGCCGACACCGUUCAAGGAUGAGGGCGCUCUCAACAGUGCCGUUGAGCUGGAGCAGCUGGCCUCGAGGUUCGAUGACCUACGCUGGAGGACUUCCGCGUCAAUCGCUCAUCUCUGUAACGCUUCCUCUACCUUGGAGAAAGCAUACAAGCUUGUCAAAAUGACCAAUGUGCCAACUGAGGAACUUGUCCAGGCCCUUUCUACAGAGAUUCAGUUGCUGGAGGCCCGCGUUGGCGUUGAUGCUCCCGAAACCCGACCUUUCUUCUCCGACUCGUUCGAUCGUUUGAGGCAGCUUUUUCUUCUCAAGGAGGCCCGUGCAGGAAACAUCAGCGACCGGGUCUCCCGUGAUCUUCUCAUCCUGGCCGAUGUGCCGACAAAGACUAGCAUGACGAUGGCUGAUACCGACGCGACAUCAGCUCAACUCCAGCUUGUUAGCGCGUUGGCUUGCCAAGAUCGAUUUACGUGGGAUGGGAAGCUCGUGCCGUCACUUUGGACUAAGGUCCAGGGCCUGGGAUCGGUUGACCUCAAUUCAUUGGCAAUGCUCGAGGUCGAACUGCCCAUUCUUGGACGGCACCUGACAUUCCUUACGUCUGAAGUUGCCUCGGACCCUCUGCCCAAGCUCAACGAUUUGUUAUGGAAGCUUCUUCUUCAAGUUUUUGAGGCCCACGGAGAACAGUUGGGCGGCCUAGUGACUGAGGCGUUUGCGGACGCCAAGCAGCUCGCGUCUCAAAACUCCGGGUUGGUGGUGGCUGACAUGCCCAGCCUGCCGGCGUUUGGGCGCCUCGUCAACGGGAUUGAAGCCCAGCAUUUCCGUGAAAUUGCGGAGACCAACUUCAUACCGGCAAUUUCAUUCAUGGCCUCGGCUGAAUAUUCCGUCGGCCAACUGUCGUACCUGUCGGCCAUGGCUUGGACUCACUUCAGCAUUGGCACGGUGAAACUCUACGUCCCGGACCGAGUUUUUGAUCCACAAAUCCGACCGCAGAUGGAACGUGAAUUCUUUGAUGACAUGCAGAGCCACCUCGGAGAGAAGAUGCAAGUUCUUCGAGCGUUCGAGGAGCUCUUCACUGGACACGACACCAAUACACGAAUUGAGCUGCUCCGGGACGAGGCUGAGCGUCUCGGCCCGCUACCACCGGCUGUCCAGCCCGUUUUCCGACCUCAUAAGUCGGAGCUAGGAAGGCUACAUGCCGAGUUCUCCAACAUUUUGAAGGCCGUUGAAAGCGUGGACAUGCCCGAAGGCCACAAAUCUCUAGAGACAACCUUCUCGCCAGACAAUGAUAAGCUCCAACUCGUCAAGGACAACGUCCAGCGACUGGCCGAACGACUUUCGAGCCGAUUCGAUGCGUACCAGGAUAUGACUCUGCCGACCAUUGCUCUCCUCAGAUGCCUCUUGAUCGGCUUGUCAAUCUUUGAUACUGUUGCCCGUGAUUCUGUCUCGCCCGUCACAGACGAGCUUCUACAGGUCACACCUUUCUUCGGUGGCUCUCACUGGAACCCCGAUGUGCCCCCAAGCUCAGCCAAGAACUUUGAGUUCCUCGAUGUCAUGACUCUAUUCGUUGCUAUCCACGGCAUCGAGAGCCUGAAAUCCGACCCUCGCCAGUCUAUUUUUGAAUGCUUCCACUUCUUCUACCACGACUGGAACAAGCGGCUAGAGGUUGAUCGCAAAGCCGAAGAAUCCAAAGCCAGUCUAUACCGGUUUCGUGGUAGCUUGGAGGACGAGGAGCAGGUAGACGAGGAACAGUUCCACGAGCUCUUCCCUGGCUACGAAGAUGAGGCCGUCACCUCCACCGCUACGAAGAAGAAUGACCAGGUUCGUGAGGUGUCUGUCAAGGUGGCGAGGGCGCACAGAAGGAUCUUCCUGUCUCCACCCAAGCCGUCUGAGGCCAUGUCGGACCUUUGCCGAUCUGUCGGUCAGCGCAUCGCGGAUGAGACGCAGCAGCAACUAUCCGUUGGCGGAGGUAUUAGCCGCCGGAUACUAUCUGGCGCCCUCCUAAUCAUGGACGAAAAGAAGCAGCAGCUCUCUGCCCCCGAAGCUUCCCGCUCUUACAACUUCUAUGAGGACGAAAACCUCACCGAGGCACGACAGCUUGUCUCGCUCGUCAAAAAGAUCAAGGGCCGCUUCAGGGACCUUCAGCGCGUUGACGAGAUUGGACAUAUGCAGCCGUUGGAAGAUGUGGUCCAGUCCUGUGACAAGGUCCUAGGGAUUGUGCACACGGAGCCCCUCGCAAGAAUCCUGCCCAAGGUAGAGCAGCUUCACGCCCACGUUUACGAAUGGCAGUUUGGGGGCUGGGCUAGCCGAGCUCACGCUGUCCUCGAGUUGCACAACUCCUUGACUGAUACAAUUAUUCGCUGGCGCCGACUGGAGUUGUCCACAUGGAGCAGACUGUUUGUGACGGAGAAAAAGAAGUGCGAGGACGAUGCCUAUUCGUGGUGGUUUGUUGCGUACCAGGUCGUCAUUGCCGGUCCGCUCUCCAUGAUGGAGUCGGAGACGGAUCUUACAGGCUAUUCAGUUUCUCUCAUCGAGAACCUGGAGCUCUACUUCUCAACUUCAAUAGUCGGCCAGUUUGGCGCGCGUCUCGCUCUUUUGAGGCAAUUGCUGAGCCACCUGGCUCUCCUGGUGAAAGACUACCCUUCCCUUGAUGUCGUCCACAUUGCCGUUGCCAACUUUGUCAGCUACUAUUCUCGUUACGAGUUGGUGGCUGCGGAGAUCAUCCAGAAGGGACAGACGCCCAUUGAUAGGAAAAUGAAGGACAUCCUUUUAAUGGCCAGCUGGAAAGAUACGAACAUCAAUGCCUUGCGGGAUAGCGCUCGCAAGUCUCACCUAAAGCUCUUCCGUCUUGUCAAGAAGUUCCGCGGCGUUCUCGGUCAGGAAAUGAAGACCAUCAUUGACCAGGGUCUCCCCGAUCAGACCUUUGGUGAGAAAAUCAGGGAAGUCGAGAUCGUGGACCCUGUCCUUCCCUCUACAGCUCUUGAAGCCAAGCUCCAAGAAGCCAUUGCGCCCUGUCUCGACAAUAACAGGCGCCUGGCAAACGCCCCCACGACGGUAUCUGUCAUGACCCGUGUGGCUCGGAGCCCGGAGCUAGAUACCGAGAUUCCGUCGGCUCUGGAAGAUUUUGUGUCGAGCCUUGGUGCUUCAGUGGCGGAACUGCGUAAAGAAACGCCGCCUUUCUUGACCGAAGAGAACAAGGAACAUAUCAAGCAUCUGAAGACGAGGAAGAGGAAAUUAUUUGCCGAAACCUUGAAGGAUCUGCGCAAGAUGGGUGUGAGGUACAACCUCCCGCAGGAUCGAUUGGCAGAGCAGGGGACGCUUGCCAUCGCUCUGGCGUCAGCCGCAGACGCCCAUUUCGACGAUAGCUCUGCGAUGCAUGCGGCCCUCUACUACCUGCACAAGACGCUAGACCUCGCACCCAAGGUGAGAUCCGCUACGCGGGAGCAUUCCGAGGAGCUGACUCCAGCCGAAGUUACAAGGAGUGUGGGCUUCAUCGAGGGCUUGGUCAACAUGCUCCUGAGCCAGCGUAAGAGGCUGAGCUCCGUGACCCAACCUUUUGCAUCCCUGCAGACCGAGCUCAACAGGCUACGGGCCUUGAAAACGAUCAGCGACGGGAAUGACGACAACUACAGCCUCAAACAGAACUUGAAGCGCAGCAACUGGGACCAGGUAUUGCCUUGGUUAGUCGAGACACUGCACUUUGCCGUGCAGCUUGUCGAGACCCACGGACGCCUCGGAGGGUCAGCCCACGACGAGGUGGUGAAGCAGCUCGAGUCUUGGGCUCUGCGAUUUGACGAAAAACUAGCCAAAUUGCGCGAUCUCGGUUCUCUCCCCGUCGGCGUGACUACCACGGCCCACCUGGAGCUGGAGACGGCGCUCCUGGUUGAUGUGCAGAUGCUCGAGGGCGCCCUUGAUCAGAUGAUUAUUGAACAUCCCAACCUUGCCUUCAUUCUCAGCCAAGUCAGUCUAUGGUCGAAGCCGACAGAUACCCUACUUGAAACCAACGCCACUCCUAUAAACUUUGAAGCCUUUGCCGAUGUGGUGUCCACCCUCUGCGACACAGUUCUUGUGGCGGUUGAAGCGGCAAAGAAGGCCGGUCGGGACGUCCCGAGGAACACAGAAGACGUCGGUUGGCUGGUCCGCCACGACGAUGCAUUCGCAUUGAUGGUGCGACAGCUUCACAUGAACGAUGUCACCAAGGGUAUCACAGACUGCCUGGAGGCCCUUGGCCGGGUCCAGAUGGACGCUCCUGGAGCUAGCUUGGCCGUUACAGGUGUUGCCGGUCUGGUGAUACCGAUUCUCGACCAGUUCGUUGCCAUUUGCCGCCAAUCUAUCCACAGGAUGGUCAACAUACAUCGCGCUACGGGCAAAAUGGCACUGCAUCUUAGUAAGACGUUCUCGCAGAUGGCCUCUCAGGGAUUCUGUACCCCCCAGGAGAAAUCGGAUGAGACAUCUGGUGACAGCGGCAAGGUCGAAGCCGGUACUGGUCUUGGUGAUGGAGAGGGUGCCGAGGACAUCAGCAAAGAUGUGCAGCAAGAUGAGGAUCUCUCUGAGCUGGCCCAGGAGGCUAGUAAGGAGGAGAAGAAGGAUGAAAUCGAGGACGAAAAGGAUGCUGUUGACAUGGCAGAUGAGGAGCUCGAAGGUGACAUGGGCAGUAUCGAUGGCAAAGAUGACGACAAAGAAUCGCAGGAUGGAGAUAAGGAGGAGGAGGAGGAGGAGGAGGAUGAAGGCCUCGACGAGGAGGCAGGCGACGUCGACGACUUGGACCCUACUGCUGUCGACGAGAAGAUGUGGGACGGAAAGGAUGAAGAGGAGGCAGAGAAGGAUCAGCAAGGAGAGAAACCCAAGGGCGAGAAGAAGGACGACGAACAGAUGGCCGCUGAGGGCGAGUCGAAACAGGAGCAAGAGCAAGCGGAGAAGGACGGAGACCAAGACCAGGAGCAGGAAGGUGAAGAGGACAACGAGGAGGAUCCUGAAGAAGCAGAUGCAGAGGAAGAAGAUGUCAAGGCACAGGGUGAGAUGGAGAAGCAGGAGCAGACUGCCCAAGAAGACGAAACCCUUGCUCUCCCUGACGACUUGGAGCUCGACAUGGAUGACAACGACGCCAUGUCCGAUGACAGUGACGAUCUUGACAUGGGCUCCGAGGUUGAAGAUGAGCUGGAGCAGCUCGAGGAGCAGCUAGAUGCUGCUGAGGAAGAAGACGAGGGCGAGGAAGGAGGUGGAAACGCCCAACCGCAGGAGCCAGAAUCCAAUGAGACCGAGGAAGCCCAAGAAGAAGAGGAGCAGCCUGAUCCGGAAGAUGAUGUUAUCGGCGGACAAGACGAGGUCGAAGAUGAGGCUAAGCCCGAGAAAGAGAAGGAUGAGGACAAAGAGACCAAGGAUGAGGCGCCGCCGCCAAAGGAUAAUGCUGUCACGGACAAGGAGAACGCUGCGCCCAGUGAUGUCAAGACGUCGGGCCUGGAUCAGACCGGAGAAGAGUCUAUGGACCUGGACGAGGAGUUCCAGGACAGCGCCGCGCAGCAGGAACAGGGCGACAUGGGCAAGGGCGAGGCCGACCAGGAUGCGUCUGCCGGUAACAAGGGCUCGGCAUCCAACGCCCAAGAUGCCCGGGACAAUGAAGAGCAGGAGAGGGAUGCCGAAGACGAGGAAGCAGCCAGCGACCCAUUCAAGAAGCUCGGAGAUGCCCUCGAGAAGUGGCACCGCCAGCAGAAGGACAUCCAGGAGGCUCAGCCUGAAGACGAGGCCGACCAGCAGAAGCAACAGCCGGAUGCCGACGAUCAGGGACGACGAGAGUUUCAGCAUCUACAGAAUGAUGACGACGCUGCUGAUGCGCAGGCGAUGGGCACGGCCGACGACGAGGAAGCCCAACCCAUUGACGAGUCGAUGGCGAUCGAUGAGGAGAAGGAAGACUCCACCAGCCGCCUCAUGGAAGAAGACAACGAUCAGGUGCCCGACGAGGAUGUCGAUGGGGACAAGAAGAUGCAAUCGGAGCUUCCGGAGCCCAAGGACAAGCAUCCUAAUAAGGACCAGGACGACGGACGAACAGGAGUCCAGACACGACAGGGCGACUACAACCGAGAGGAGGUGCCAUCCGACGCCGAGGACGAAGACAAAGCCAAGGUGGGCGACGAAGACAAGGACGCCGCCGUCGAGGAAACAUCAACCCAACUGUCCUCCACACACCUCAACGAGGGCGAACGCGAACUCCGUGACUUUGGCGAGUGCAUGGAGCAGUGGGCCGAGUUCCAGAGCAAGACGCAUUCGCUAUCGCUGUCCCUCACGUCACAGCUGCGGCUAAUCCUCACACCGUCUCAGUCGACCAAGCUGUCCGGGUCGUUCCGCACUGGCAAGCGGCUCAACAUCAAGCGCAUCAUCCCGUACAUCGCGUCGAGCUACAAGCGCGACAAGAUCUGGAUGCGCCGCGCCGUGCCAACGAAGCGGACGUACCAGAUCCUGCUGUGCGUCGACGAUAGCAAGAGCAUGGGCGAGUCGUCGUCGGGCACUCUGGCCAUGGAGUCUCUGGUCAUGGUGUCACGGUCACUGACGAUGCUCGAGGCUGGGCAGGUGGGUGUCAUGGGCUUCGGGCGCGACGUCUUCAUGGCGCACGGGCUCACGGAGCCGUUCUCGGCCGGCGACGCGGGCGGCAAGGUUCUGCAGAAGUUUGCCUUCUCACAAGACCGGACCGACAUCGUGCAGCUCAUGCGGCAGACUAUCGAGACGUUCCGCACAGCCCGCCAGCAGCAGCAGCACCAGGGCGCCACAGACCUCUGGCAGCUCGCGCUCGUAAUGUCGGACGGCCUGACACCGUCGUCGGCUCACGACGAGAUCCGACGCCUGCUGCGCGAGGCGGCUGAGGAGCGCAUCAUGGUCGUCUUCAUCAUCAUGGACGACACGGGCAACAAGAAGGGCGACAGCGUCCUCGAGCUCAAGGAGGCCAAGUUUGUUAACGAGGGCGGCGAGUCCCGGGUUGUCAUUGAGCGGUACCUCGACACGUUCCCCUUCCAGUACUAUCUUAUUGUGCACAAUCUCGAGGAGCUGCCCAGUGCGUUGGCCGGUCUUUUGAGAACAUGGUUUGCCGAGGUCGCGGCUUGA